This is a messenger RNA of Camellia sinensis, 2198 nucleotides long. RefSeq names its product putative calcium-binding protein At1g02270. The record is from RefSeq and is a predicted model, not a curated record. NCBI's taxonomy places the organism in Eukaryota, Viridiplantae, Streptophyta, Magnoliopsida, Ericales, Theaceae. Gene Ontology annotation, molecular function: calcium ion binding; 3'-5'-RNA exonuclease activity.
AUCAUCACAUCUCAUAUACAUACACAGCUUCUAAGCUCUUUAAAAAUUGAUUCCACACGAUAUCUCUCUCUCAUCACUCUCAACUUUCUCUCUCUUAGUAAUCCUCUAUUCUUACCCAUCUGGGUUUUCUUUCAUUGUUGAUCAGUUUCAUCGAUUGACUCGUGUAUGUGCCUACAUAUAUACGAAUGGGAACGAAGAAGACAAAGGGAAGGGUUUCGAGGAUUGGAAGCUAUGCGAUUGCAUCAUCCAUUGCUGACCCAACUUCCAUUUCCUGCACUACCUUCAACAUUCUCGCCCCCAUUUACAAGAGGCUCAAUAAAGAGGAUCAGAGUUGUCGCGAAAGUGAUAUCCGAGCGUAUUGGCUCAAUAGGAACCACUCGAUAUUGGAUUGGUUGUUGUAUGAAAGAUCUUCGAUUAUUUGUCUUCAGGAGUUUUGGGUUGGAAAUGAAGAACUUGUUGACAUGUAUGAAAGGAGACUUGGUGAUGCUGGCUAUAUCACUUUCAAGCUUGCCCGCACCAACAACCGUGGCGAUGGUCUGUUGACGGCUGUGCAUAAAGACUACUUCAGGGUUUUAAACCACCGAGAGUUUCUAUUCAAUGAUAUUGGAGAUCGUGUUGCUCAGCUAUUACAUGUUGAAUUUGUUGCACCUUUUUCACAAGGUCGAACCAACAAUGUUCGACAAGAAAUGCUCAUCGUGAACACCCACCUAUUGUUUCCACACGAUUCAACUUUGUGUUUGGUACGACUGAAUCAGGUCUAUAAAAUCUUGCAGUAUGUAGAAUCUUAUCAGAAAGAAUGCAAGCUUAAUCCUUUGCCCAUCAUGCUUUGUGGUGACUGGAAUGGAAGCAAGCGAGGACAUAUUUACAAGUUUCUUAGAUCUCAGGGGUUUGUUUCAUCAUAUGAUACUGCUCAUCAGUACACAGAUGCAGAUGCACAGAAGUGGGUUAGCCACCGUAAUCAUCGGGGGAAUAUCUGUGGUGUUGAUUUUAUAUGGCUUCUUAAUCCUAAUAGAUACCGUAAAUUACUAAAAACAAGUUGGACUGAAGCAGUAUUUGGCAUGUUCAAGUAUCUACUUCGGCGAGCCUCCCUGACAGAGAAAGAUGCAUUUGCCUUUUUGAAGGCCGAUAGCCUUGGUGAUUACAUUACUUACUCUGGUUUCUGUGAAGCAUUACGACAGCUUAAUUUGAUUGGCCAUUGCCACGGAUUGAGUGUUGAAGAGACUAAGGACUUGUGGGUGCAAGCAGACAUUGAUGGAAAUGGUGUUCUUGAUUAUAAAGAAUUUCAGCAGCGAAUUUGGCAUCCUACUUGGUCAGAGGAAAGAGAUGGCAUAUGCAAUGAGGUCUGGGAAGAUGCUGUGGACAAUAUGGAGCAAACUAUUGGUUUCAGUGUCAAGAAUGCAGUUCUUUUCCCCACGGAAGUGGAGAAAGGAAUGUGGCCUGAAGACUAUUCUCUUUCAGAUCACGCCCGACUUACUGUGGUGUUCUCACCAGUAAGAAUGCCAUGUGGUUCGUUGAUAUCCUGACCAUAAAAAGAGUAGACAGACGAAUGAGAAAGGUCAAGGGCUUGUACACGAGCUUUGGGUGUCCAAAUGGCCGUCAUAAUUUCUCAAAAGGGAGAUCUUAAGCUUGAUCCUGAUGGGGCCGUGAUCAAAGGUUCUUUGCACCCUUGUGGGGAGGGAUUCGGAACACUGUGUCUCUUAAACUCCUUGCAGUGUGGUACGUGAGCAGACAGAUUAAGUUGCUAAGGUUGUCUUUGGGGCAAGGACUUGAUGAGGGAUUUGCUGAGGGAAAGGAAAUAGGAGGGAAAAAGUGGACAAAAUAGAAGUCUACUUUUUGUUACAUUUAUCUUUCUCUUUUCUUUUUCCUCCGCAAAUUCCUCCUCAAAUCCUAAAUCUAUACACCGCCCAAUGGGAGCUGAUUGCAUGUUUUCCCAUUACUACUGUUAAAAGACACUGACUCAGGUAACUCGUGCUGGCAGUUGAUGCAAUGGAGCGACUAUCUCAUUUCUCUUCAUAAGAUGAUAGAAAAUAGAAGCACGUAGAAAACAGAAAGAGAAAUUGUCCGGGUGGUAAUUCUUGCUGCCCCUCAGGGGAAGUAUUGAAGAAAAAAUGAAUGCAUUGUAUAAAUGGUAUACCUUUUUGAGUAAGGUGAUGUACUUUUGACUGCUUCUAAAGAGUAAUCCAAUUCUCUUAAGUGUC